GCUGCCCCGGCGUGUAGGGCCCGGCCGCUGCCAUGUCGGGCCCGUUUGAGCUCUCGGUGCAGGAUCUCAACGACCUGCUCUCGGACGGCAGCGGCUGUUACAGCCUCCCGAGCCAGCCCUGCAACGAGGUCACCCCCAGGAUCUACGUGGGCAACGCGUCUGUGGCUCAAGACAUCCCCAAGCUGCAGAAACUGGGCAUCACCCACGUCCUGAACGCGGCUGAGGGCAGGUCCUUCAUGCACGUCAACACCAAUGCCAACUUCUACAAGGACUCCGGCAUCACCUACCUGGGCAUCAAGGCCAACGACACGCAGGAGUUCAACCUCAGCGCCUACUUUGAAAAGGCGGCGGACUUCAUUGACCAGGCCCUGGCUCAGAAGAACGGCCGAGUGCUCGUCCACUGCCGUGAGGGUUACAGCCGCUCCCCGACUCUCGUCAUCGCGUAUCUCAUGAUGCGUCAGAAGAUGGAUGUCAAGUCUGCCCUGAGCAUCGUCAGGCAGAACCGUGAGAUCGGCCCCAACGAUGGUUUCCUGGCCCAGCUCUGCCAGCUCAAUGACAGACUAGUCAAGGAAGGGAAAUUGAAACUCUAGGGCGCCCCCGCUGCCUCUUCUCUAGAGGUCCGAUGGGGGGGGCCUUGGUUGUGGUGUCCCAAGCUGCCAUGUUUAGGAAACACAGUGUACCCUGCUCCCAGCAUCACCAGGCACUUGCCCACAAGUCUGUCCCAACACAGCCCUGGGCCACUUUCCCCCUGGGGAGCAUAUAAAGAAGCUCGCUGAGGAGGGCAUUCCUGCUCCCUGGUGUGUCCUGUGCCUACAGUUUAUGAUGUCCUCACCCUGAGGUGGGGGCGCAGAGGGAGAAGGCCUGUGACGGCUGUGCUUCUCCUGGAUGACCCAGGGCAAAAGCUCUGUGGAAGUGUAAGGCCUAAGACGCCCACGGGGGGCCCUCCUGACCUCCUCCAGCCCCCAUCCCUGGGCCCUCUCCUGAGUGGGGACCCCAGCCCUGUAAAGGAACUAUGCAAAUGCGGGCCCCUCUCCCCCCACCGUGUCUGUCUCCCCCGUCUCCUCACAGCCAUCCACACCCUGCUCGUAGGCAGAGGUGCGUCCUGAGGUCUGAAGCUGGGUCAGCUGUCCGUGGGUGGAAAUUCCCAUAAAGAGACUGCAUGUUAAUGAUUUCCUUAGGAUUAAAGAUGCUGAAACAAAGAGGCCCUUGAGUGGGGAAAUACAGCCCCUUGGAGGACUCUCCUAAAUCCGUAGUUUGAAAAAUGUGACUUCUUGGAAGGCUUGAGUUCAGAAUCCGCCCCUUUGGGGUACCCGGCUCUCAGUCACUUGGUUGGUUAGAAGAGCGAUACCUUGAGGCAGGGUUUUAUUUUUCUUUUUUAGAAAACAGGGUGUUGAAGUCCAGCCUAUUUAAAAACCCCACCAUUUGGAGAAUUACAAGGGUUUUGUCCUGAAUUAUAGCGUUGGUGAGCCCAAGCCACUCACGCUCACUGCUUUUUGUCUCGGUUGCUAUUCCAGGAACAGGAGGAGGAAGUUGGCCCAUUAUAGCAUGUGUGUGUGUGCGCGCGCACACAUGUGAGCAACACAGCCAGUGGCUGGACAAGCAGGGGGAUGAACAGGCCCAGGCUCACAUCCUGCCCACUCACAGGUAGUUCUUGCAGCUCUCUGCUGCCAGAAAAGGUCCUGGAGCCUUGGCAGCAAAAAUGACUCAGCCAGGCAGAAAAGAAACAUGGCGGAACAUCCAAACGGAGCCUUUAGUGGUAGAGCAAACAAACCAAAAGAAACAGCCUUUGUAAGGACUUUUUUAAGGAUGAUGUCGGAAUGCACAAGCACUCACACUCACAUGUGUGUGCACGUUUGUCAGAAUAUAGGAGUUUUGUUUUGAACCCAGGCUUGUUAGCACUUGGCAUGAUUGUCGUCAGGGCAAGCGAUGCAGUGCUGUCAUCUUCAGGUUCCCUAACGGCAGAGAAGUGGUCCUCAGCUCUGGCCCCAGCCCUUAGCACGUAGAUAUCUGAUAAAAGUUUGUGGAAUUAAACUUUUUUUUUUUUGAGCACCAAAUAUAUGCAGGGCAUUGUUGCAGUGGGUGUAUCAAGCUCCCAGGAGCCUGACUUGGUGGUAGGAUCACUUGCAAAGAUUUGCAAAGGAGUCUUACCUGAAAUGAAAUAUCAGGGACUUUUGUUGACUAUUUAAAAUUCAGUUUUAAGUUUCAAUUCAGGCAGCGUUAUGGAGGUGGGGAAUGUGCCUUUUCCGGGGUUGACCAGAAGCUUCCAGCUAGGUUGAGGAGAAGCAGGUGUGCCUCAGGGCUUCACACCCAGGUGUAAUGAUCUCUAUCUUGGCAGAAGCAGAAGCAGCACCUCGCAGCCUGGGUGUCCCCUUUGCUUUGUGACCUCAGCAGCCCCGAACAACCUGGAAUCUGUCUUCUUUUUCAAUACCAGGCUGCCUGAUAGGCCCACUUAAGUGAAACGGCCAUCCUCUCCACUGUGUCCCUCAUAGUGCUCAGCUAACUCUCCCACUUAAUCUAUCUUGAUCCUCACAAUAACCCUAUUAACUGGGUAGGGCUUAUUCAUGUACUGUUACCUUUAAGAAAAGGAACUGGGGUUCAGAGUACGUAGAGGUGUGGUGCUCAGGGCUGCCCAGCUCCCGAAGGCAGAGCUGAGGCCAGAUUUCAGGUUGGCUGCUCUCUGAAGCUGAAUUCUUUCUGUCAUACUACACUCCUCAAGAAAUGAGCCCCUGGGCAAGUCUAGGUGUGCUGCACCUGCUCUUGAACCCACCCGUGUGCACAAGAGCCCGUUAGCUUUAUGGCCAAAGGACAGCAGUUCAAGCUGUGGUGCUGGGGGACUCUGCUCCAGGAAAAGGAAGUAAAAAGUGUGGGUCCCCAAUUGGGUUGAAUGUGUAGUUCUUCUUCUAGGAAACAGGUAGCAUCCCUAAGUCAGAGCUUUCUGCUCCACUUCCGGUAGAGGCUCAGGAGCCGGGGCUGGGGUCCCCCUCAUACCCAGGCCGUGGUCCCCACGCAGGACAGCCACAGCUACUUAGGCCAACUGACCAGAACCUCUUGAAAGCCUCUUUGUUAGGGGUAUGUCGGAGAAAAGGCCAUGGGGGAGAAUUACUGCCUUCACUUUGGGGCUACUUUUAUGCUGAUAACUUGGGAUUUCUUGACAGUCUUUAGUCCCAGAAACCCCAUAUUUACUUCACGAGCUGUAGCUCCUCAAAAUCAAAUUCUAUUGUUUAAGAGCCAACACGUGCCCAGCUGUGAGUGGAAAGCUGUUUCUGGACAGCUUUCUACCCCUGGGAGGUGAUGGGAUAGGAACUCAGGGUGCCUCUACCCCCUCCUCUGACCCAGUCUCUCUCUUUGACUAGCAGACCCCUCUCUAGGCCAGCUGAGAGCACCAAACAGUUUUCUUCUAAAUCCUAAAGCAGUACACCUUCCACAGGCUGGUCUGUUUCCCUGCCACUCUGUGUUAUCUGGAGAGCAGAAGUCACCAUCUGUCAAGCAAGGGGACUCAACUUGAAGACCUCUAAGGUCCCUUUUGGCUCUGACACCAUAGGGUUCUUUAAGAAUCCCCAUUGACAUUGACUGCCACCUGGAAAUCAUAGGGUGUGUAACAAUAUGAUGACCAGCAGGUGGCGCCAUGUUCCACCCGUGGGGAUGAAUGCUUGGAAAAGGAAAGUUGGUGCCUUUUGUGUCACAAGUUAAUGUUAAGAUGCUAAUGUUUUAAUCGAAAUAAGCACUGAUCUUAAAAUAUGAAGAUAUUAGCUUUUCUCGCAGGAAAUUUUCUGUCAUAAAACCUGCAUCAAGAAGCACUGAAGAGCCAACACUGAUGGUCCUUCCAAGUCAAGAUUUUAUCCUGAUUGGAAAGAGAGGCCAUCUCCGGUUGGGAGAGCAGAUUGGUUGGAAGCUUAAUUUACCUCCUGUCAGCUUUUAGGGUAAUUUGAUUGUGAAAGCGUGAAUUUUCUGGACAGAAAAGGGGAAGGUAUUAAAUUGGUUUAAAAAAAAAAGUAAGUUUAAUGUCUGUUAUAUCACAAACCAGUGUUAAAACACUAAAACUGUAACCAAAAUAAAUGUCUUACAUUAC
This is a messenger RNA of Hippopotamus amphibius kiboko, 4069 nucleotides long. RefSeq names its product dual specificity phosphatase 3 (gene DUSP3). The transcript has 3 exons. Lineage: Eukaryota; Metazoa; Chordata; Mammalia; Artiodactyla; Hippopotamidae. Gene Ontology annotation, molecular function: MAP kinase phosphatase activity; protein tyrosine/serine/threonine phosphatase activity. Bases 33 to 590 code for a protein of 185 amino acids. Gene Ontology annotation, biological process: protein dephosphorylation; negative regulation of MAPK cascade. Gene Ontology annotation, cellular component: cytoplasm. The record is from RefSeq and is a predicted model, not a curated record.